Salvelinus fontinalis (brook trout) is the source of this 8763-nucleotide messenger RNA. RefSeq names its product dexamethasone-induced protein homolog. NCBI's taxonomy places the organism in Eukaryota, Metazoa, Chordata, Actinopteri, Salmoniformes, Salmonidae. The annotation marks the transcript as partial. The record is from RefSeq and is a predicted model, not a curated record. The transcript has 2 exons.
CACUCAACGUAUGCUCGACUAGAUUCGUUGGAAUCGCUCCUCAACGAACUUCCCUAUAUGUUUUAUCUGGGCCUGUUUUUUGUGAACGUUUUGAUCCUAUACUAUGCCUUUCUAAUGGAAUACAUCGUCCUUAAUGUGGGUAUAGUGUUUCUACCGGAAGAUAUGGACCAGGCGCUGGUGGACCUAGGGGUACUAUCUGACCCGGCCUCUGUCCCUUACGACACGGACACAGAACUCGAUGUGUUCGAGAGGUACCUGGAGUGAGCUGGGGUCCCAAGGCUAGCGAGGCAGAGAGAAGCGCUGCUGCAUCGGCCUGCUCCCCGCGGUGAACUGGACUCCUACCGGCCCGUGAUGAUGAUGAUGAUGAUGUUGGGAGAGACUGAUACUGGGAACUCCAGGAGGAGAUUUACGUUGGCUUGGAGCAACAUUGGCUGCGGGAUGAAAAAGUUGUCAAGACUCAAGACAUCUGGAGAGAGUCAGAACCAACAGACAGACGGGACAAUUCACAGCAGAGUUACAGCUGCCUGUCAAAACGGUCUAACUGUGGCCAAUCAACAAGCAGGACUGUCUAACUGACCAAUCAACAAGCAGAACUGACUGUCCAAUCAACAAGCAGGACUGUCUAAUUGUGUCCAGUCAACAAGCAGAACUGACUGUCCAAUCAACAAGCAGGACUGUCUAACUGUGGCCAAUCAACAAGCAGGACUGUCUAACUGUGUCCAAUCAACAAGCAGGACUGUCUAACUGUGGCCAAUCAACAAGCAGGACUGUCUAACUGUGGCCAAUCAACAAGCAGGACUGUCUAACUGGUGAUCAACAAGCAGGACUGUCUAACUGUGGCCAAUCAACAAGCAGGACUGUCUAACUGUGGCCAAUCAACAAGCAGGACUGUCUAACUGUGGCCAAUCAACAAGCAGGACUGUCUGUGUCCAAUCAACAAGCAGGACUGUCUAACUGUGGCCAAUCAACAAGCAGGACUGUCUAACUGUGUCCAAUCAACAAGCAGGACUGUCUAACUGGUGAUCAACAAGCAGGACUGUCUAACUGGCUAAUCAACAAGCAGGACUGUCUAACUGGCCAAUCAACAAGCAGGACUGUCUAACUGGCCAAUCAACAAGCAGGACUGUCUAACUGGCCAAUCAACAAGCAGGACUGUCUAACUGGCCAAUCAACAAGCAGGACUGUCUAACUGGCCAAUCAACAAGCAGGACUGUCUAACUGGCCAAUCAACAAGCAGGACUGUCUAACUGGCUAAUCAACAAGCAGAACUGUCUAACUGGCCAAUCAACAAGCAGGACUGUCUAACUGGCCAAUCAACAAGCAGGACUGUCUAACUGGCUAAUCAACAAGCAGGACUGUCUAACUGACCAAUCAACAAGCAGACCUGUCUAACUGGCCAAUCAACAAGCAGGACUGUCUAACUGGCCAAUCAACAAGCAGGACUGUCUAACUGGCCAAUCAACAAGCAGAACUGUCUAACUGGUGAUCAACAAGCAGGACUGUCUAACUGGCCAAUCAACAAGCAGACCUGUCUAACUGGCUAAUCAACAAGCAGACCUGUCUAACUGGCCAAUCAACAAGCAGACCUGUCUAACUGGCCAAUCAACAAGCAGGACUGUCUAACUGGCCAAUCAACAAGCAGGACUGUCUAACUGGCCAAUCAACAAGCAGGACUGUCUAACUGGCCAAUCAACAAGCAGGACUGUCUAACUGGCUAAUCAACAAGCAGGACUGUCUAACUGGCCAAUCAACAAGCAGGACUGUCUAAUUGGCUAAUCAACAAGCAGGACUGUCUAAUUGGCCAAUCAACAAGCAGACCUGUCUAACUGGCUAAUCAACAAGCAGGACUGUCUAACUGGUGAUCAACAAGCAGGACUGUCUAACUGGCCAAUCAACAAGCAGGACUGUCUAACUGGCCAAUCAACAAGCAGGACUGUCUAACUGGCCAAUCAACAAGCAGGACUGUCUAACUGGCUAAUCAACAAGCAGGACUGUCUAACUGGCCAAUCAACAAGCAGGACUGUCUAACUGGCUAAUCAACAAGCAGGACUGUCUAACUGGCCAAUCAACAAGCAGACCUGUCUAACUGGCUAAUCAACAAGCAGGACUGUCUAACUGGCCAAUCAACAAGCAGGACUGUCUAACUGGCCAAUCAACAAGCAGGACUGUCUAACUGGCCAAUCAACAAGCAGGACUGUCUAACUGGCCAAUCAACAAGCAGGACUGUCUAACUGGCCAAUCAACAAGCAGGACUGUCUAACUGGCCAAUCAACAAGCAGAACUGUCUAACUGGCCAAUCAACAAGCAGGACUGUCUAACUGGCUAAUCAACAAGCAGGACUGUCUAACUGGCCAAUCAACAAGCAGGACUGUCUAACUGGCUAAUCAACAAGCAGGACUGUCUAACUGGCUAAUCAACAAGCAGGACUGUCUAACUGGCUAAUCAACAAGCAGGACUGUCUAACUGGCCAAUCAACAAGCAGACCUGUCUAACUGGCUAAUCAACAAGCAGGACUGUCUAACUGGCCAAUCAACAAGCAGGACUGUCUAACUGGCCAAUCAACAAGCAGGACUGUCUAACUGGCCAAUCAACAAGCAGGACUGUCUAACUGGCCAAUCAACAAGCAGGACUGUCUAACUGGCUAAUCAACAAGCAGACCUGUCUAACUGGCUAAUCAACAAGCAGGACUGUCUAACUGGCUAAUCAACAAGCAGGACUGUCUAACUGGCCAAUCAACAAGCAGGACUGUCUAACUGACCAAUCAACAAGCAGGACUGUCUAACUGGCUAAUCAACAAGCAGGACUGUCUAACUGGUGAUCAACAAGCAGAACUGUCUAACUGGCCAAUCAACAAGCAGGACUGUCUAACUGGCCAAUCAACAAGCAGGACUGUCUAACUGACCAAUCAACAAGCAGGACUGUCUAACUGGCCAAUCAACAAGCAGGACUGUCUAACUGGCUAAUCAACAAGCAGAACUGUCUAACUGGCCAAUCAACAAGCAGGACUGUCUAACUGGCCAAUCAACAAGCAGGACUGUCUAACUGGUGAUCAACAAGCAGACCUGUCUAACUGGCCAAUCAACAAGCAGAGCUGUCUAACUGGCCAAGCAGGACUGUCUAAUUGUGGCCCAUCAACAAGCAGACAUGUAACUGGCCAAUCAACAAGCAGACCUGUCUAACUGGCCAAUCAACAAGUAGAACUGUCUAAUUGUGGCCCAUCAACAAGCAGACCUGUCUAACUGACCAAUCAACAAGAAGAGCUGUCUAACUGGCCAAUCAACAAGCAGGACUGUCUAACUGGCCAAUCAACAAGCAGGACUGUCUAACUGGUGAUCAACAAGCAGACCUGUCUAACUGGCCAAUCAACAAGCAGAGCUGUCUAACUGGCUAAUCAACAAGCAGGACUGUCUAACUGGCUAAUCAACAAGCAGGACUGUCUAACUGGCCAAUCAACAAGCAGGACUGUCUAACUGGCCAAUCAACAAGCAGGACUGUCUAACUGGUGAUCAACAAGCAGACCUGUCUAACUGGCUAAUCAACAAGCAGGACUGUCUAACUGACCAAUCAACAAGCAGACCUGUAACUGGCCAAUCAACAAGCAGAGCUGUCUAACUGGCCAAUCAACAAGCAGGACUGUCUAACUGGCCAAUCAACAAGCAGAACUGUCUAACUGGCCAAUCAACAAGAAGAGCUGUCUAACUGGCCAAUCAACAAGCAGGACUGUCUAAUUGUGGCCCAUCAACAAGCAGACAUGUAACUGGCCAAUCAACAAGCAGACCUGUCUAACUGGCCAAUCAACAAGCAGAACUGUCUAACUGGCCAAUCAACAAGAAGAGCUGUCUAACUGGCCAAUCAACAAGCAGGACUGUCUAAUUGUGGCCCAUCAACAAGCAGACCUGUAACUGGCCAAUCAACAAGCAGACCUGUCUAACUGGCCAAUCAACAAGCAGACCUGACUAACUGGCCAAUCAACAAGCAGACCUGUCUAACUGGCUAAUCAACAGGCAGAACUGUCUAACUGGCCAAUCAACAAGCAGACCUGACUAACUGGCCAAUCAACAAGCAGACCUGUCUAACUGGCUAAUCAACAGGCAGAACUUUCUAACUGGCCAAUCAACAAGCAGACCUGUCUAACUGGCUAAUCAACAGGCAGAACUUUCUAACUGGCCAAUCAACAAGCAGACCUGUCUAACUGGCUAAUCAACAGGCAGAACUGUCUAAUUGUGGCCAAUCAACAAGCAGACCAUUGAGCGAUCAGGGGACAACAUCAUACUAAGUGCUUACUAACUCUGGCCCUGUAGAACCUAGGAUCAGCCAUCCUGACAGGACUGUAGUGUUUACUAACUCUGACCCUGUAGAACUGACCUAGGAUCAGCCAACCUGACAGGACAGCACUGUAGUGUUUACUAACUCUGGCCCUGUAGAACUGACCUAGGAUCAGCCAUCCUGACAGGACAGCACUGUAGUGUUUACUAACUCUGGCCCUGUAGAACUGACCUAGGAUCAGCCAACCUGACAGCACUGUAGUGUUUACUAACUCUGGCCCUGUAGAACUGACCUAGGAUCAGCCAUCCUGACAGGACAGCACUGUAGUGUUUACUAACUCUGGCCCUUUAGAACUGACCUAGGAUCAGCCAACCUGACAGGACAGCACUGUAGUGUUUACUAACUCUGGCCCUGUAGAACUGACCUAGGAUCAGCCAUCCUGACAGGACAGCACUGUAGUGUUUACUAACUCUGGCCCUGUAGAACUGACCUAGGAUCAGCCAUCCUGACAGGACAGCACUGUAGUGUUUACUAACUCUGGCCCUGUAGAACUGACCUAGGAUCAGCCAACCUGACAGGACAGCACUGUAGUGUUUACUAACUCUGGCCCUGUAGAACUGACCUAGGAUCAGCCAUCCUGACAGGACAGCACUGUAGUGUUUACUAACUCUGGCCCUGUAGAACUGACCUAGGAUCAGCCAACCUGACAGGACAGCACUGUAGUGUUUACUAACUCUGGCCCUGUAGAACUGACCUAGGAUCAGCCAUCCUGACAGGACAGCACUGUAGUGUUUACUAACUCUGACCCUGUAGAUCUGACCUAGGAUCAGCCAACCUGACAGGACAGCACUGUAGUGUUUACUAACUCUGGCCCUGUAGAUCUGACCUAGGAUCAGCCAUCCUGACAGGACAGCACUGUAGUGUUUACUAACUCUGGCCCUGUAGAACUGACCUAGGAUCAGCCAUCCUGACAGCACUGUAGUGUUUACUAACUCUGGCCCUGUAGAACUGACCUAGGAUCAGCCAUCCUGACAGGACAGCACUGUAGUGUUUACUAACUCUGGCCCUGUAGAACUGACCUAGGAUCAGCCAACCUGACAGCACUGUAGUGUUUACUAACUCUGGCCCUGUAGAACUGACCUAGGAUCAGCCAUCCUGACAGGACAGCACUGUAGUGUUUACUAACUCUGACCCUGUAGAACUGACCUAGGAUCAGCCAUCCUGACAGGACAGCACUGUAGUGUUUACUAACUCUGGCCCUGUAGAACUGACCUAGGAUCAGCCAUCCUGACAGGACAGCACUGUAGUGUUUACUAACUCUGACCCUGUAGAACUGACCUAGGAUCAGCCAUCCUGCUUCAGGUUCUUCUACACUUCUGGGAAUGUUAUCAAUUUUAUUUUUUAAAACGACUGUUUUAAACAGACAACCAGUGGUUAUUUCUGAUUGUUUAUCAGAGUUAUGUGGCUUAGCUCAUUGAUCCUGCGUCUGUAUUGUACCCCUCGGGUGUGGACUGGAGAAGUUGUGUUACAAGAUGUGUGGUAUCAAAUACAUUUUACAGAUCGUGGCCUGGUCCUCCUCUUCCUCCUCCUCCUCCUCCUCCUCCUGUCUUUUUCUCUUCUCUCGUCGUUCCUCUUGGCCGCUGUAGCGGCUGUGAACGUACACAGGUGACACUUGUUUUGCACCGAUCCAGGAUCAGCGUGCCAUCCACCAAGCCUAACCUUGGCUGUUAGGGGGGGGGUGGGAAAAGGCAGGAAGUGAUCUUUUAGAUCGGUGCCUGUAGACUCUAAAGGCAGCUUCACGCUGCUCUGCUCUGACUCUGACUCUCUCAAAGAGGAGGGGGGGGUCUAUGUUUAUGUCGUCUCUGGUGUCUGCCAAUCAAUAAUACUGUAUCAGCUUGGUCCUGAUCAAUAACCCACCACAGACCAGCUGCUGGAAGUCGCCCCGCUGCUUCCCUGCUAGGCUCUACCCCCCACCCCCCUCCCUGGCUAACAACUCCCAGCGAGCAUUGGGCUGGACGGCGGAAAUGUCAAUCAAUCUCUAUGCUAUAACGGUUCAUAAGGGAUUAGAAUAGACUGGGUUUAUAAUGUAGUGUUGUUCCUCUGCUUUGUAUUAUAAUGUAUAUAUUAUAAUGUAUAUAUAAUGUAAUGGGGGGGGGGGUCUCACCCCAACCACCUGUACAUAGCAGUAACACCCACCUGGAGGGGACGACACCCAGGGCCCUUUACAGCAAUAGAAGGCUCUGAUGCCCCCCCCCCCCCCCCCCCCCCACGCACAGCAGCCAUUUUAAACCAUCCAGCAGUGCACAUCAGCUGACAGGUGAGGAGGACAUCGUACACCCCUCUUCAUCAUCAUCGUUAAGACGCACCAGCCUUCACAUCCUCAUCAUCGUCAUUAAGACAUCCCACCCCAGCACCAGCCUUCACAUCCUCUUCAUCAUCAUCAUCAUUAAGACAUCCCAGCACCAGCCUUCACAUCCUCUUCAUCAUCAUCAUUAAGACAUCCCAGCACCAGCCUUCACAUCCUCUUCAUCAUCAUCAUCAUUAAGACAUCCCAGCACCAGCCUUCACGUCCUCUCCAACCCUCCACAUCAGCUGACAGGUGAGGAGGACAUCGUACACCCCUCAUCGUCAUCAUCAUUAAGACAUCCCACCCCCAGCACCAGCCUUCACACCCUCAUCAUCAUCAUUAAGACAUCCCAGCACCAGCCUUCACGUCCUCUUCAUCAUCAUCAUUAAGACAUCCCAGCACCAGCCUUCAUGUCCUCUCCAACCCUUCUCUCCCCUUCACAGAGAAGGACCUGCACAGUGUGUUAUAAGGAGCUAUGAUGUGUUAUAAGGAGAAGCUUUGACUUGUUUUAAGAAGCUAUGAUAGGUUAUAAUACAUUACGUGUUUCAAGGAACUACGACGUGUUAGAAGGAGCUAUGAUGUGUUAUAACGUGUUAUAAGGAGCUAUGACGUGUUAUAAGGAGAGGCUUUGACGUGUUUUAAGAAGCUAUGAUAGGUUAUAACACAUGACGUGUAAUAAGGAGCUAUGACGUGUUAUAAGGAGCUUUGAUGUGUCAUAAGGAGCUAUGAUGUGUCAUAAGGAGCUUUGAUGUGUUAUAAGGAGCUUUGAUGUGUUAUAAGGAGCUAUGAUGUGUUAUAAGGAGCUUUGAUGUGUUAUAAGGAGCUUUGAUGUGUUAUAAGGAGCUAUGAUGUGUUAUAAGGAGCUUUGAUGUGUUAUAAGGAGCUAUGAUGUGUCAUAAGGAGCUAUGAUGUGUCAUAAGGAGCUUUGAUGUGUUAUAAGGAGCUAUGAUGUGUUAUAAGGAGCUAUGAUGUGUCAUAAGGAGCUUUGAUGUGUUAUAAGGAGCUAUGAUGUGUUAUAAGGAGCUUUGAUGUGUUAUAAGGAGCUUUGAUGUGUUAUAAGGAGCUAUGAUGUGUUAUAAGGAGCUUUGAUGUGUUAUAAGGAGCUAUGAUGUGUCAUAAGGAGCUAUGAUGUGUCAUAAGGAGCUUUGAUGUGUUAUAAGGAGCUUUGAUGUGUUAUAAGGAGCUAUGAUGUGUCAUAAGGAGCUUUGAUGUGUUAUAAGGAGCUUUGAUGUGUUAUAAGGAGCUUUGAUGUGUUAUAAGGAGCUUUGAUGUGUUAUAAGGAGCUAUGAUGUGUUAUAAGGAGCUUUGAUGUGUUAUAAGGAGCUAUGAUGUGUUAUAAGGAGCUUUGAUGUGUUAUUUUUUAUUUAUUUUUAUUUAUUUUACCGUUAUUUUACCAGGUAAGUUGACUGAGAACACGUUCUCAUUUGCAGCAACGACCUGGGGAAUAGUUACAGGGGAGAGGAGGGGGAUGAAUGAGCCAAUUGUAAACUGGGGAUUAUUAGGUGACCAUGAUGGUUUGAGGACCAGAUUGGGAAUUUAGCCAGGACACCGGGGUUAACACCCCUACUCUUACGAUAAGUGCCAUGGGAUCUUUAAUGACCUCAGAGAGUCAGGACACCCGUUUAACGUCCCAUCCGAAAGACGGCACCCUACACAGGGCAGUGUAUAAGGAGCUUUGAUGUGUUAUAAGGAGCUUUGAUGUGUUAUAAGGAGCUAUAACGUGUUAUAAGGCGCUUUGACAUGUUAUAAGGAGCUAUAACGUGUUAUAAGGAGCUAUAACGUGUUAUAAGGAGCUUUGAUGCGUUAUAAGGAGCUAUAACGUGUUAUAAGGAGCUUUGAUGUGUUAUAAGGAGCUAUAACGUGUUAUAAGGAGCUUUGAUGUGUUAUAAGGAGCUAUAACGUGUUAUAAGGAGCUUUGAUGUGUUAUAAGGAGCUAUAACGUGUUAUAAGGAGCUACGCCAUGUUAUAAGUAGCUACGACGUGUUAUAAGGAGCUAUGAUGUGUUAUGAGAGGCUUUGACGUGUUUUAAGAAGCUAUGAUAGGUUAUAACGUGUUUUAAGGAGCUAUGCCGUGCUAUAAGAAGCUAUAAGCGUUCAGACAGUGGUUCAUACUCCAAUGCAUAUUUAAUAAACCAUCGAUGAGUGGAUGAA